AUGGCCAUCGAUAAGAACUUGAGCCUUGGUGGCAUCGUGUCCUCGGGGUUUCGCUGCGGUGUCGAUGCGGAUAGAUUUGAAGAGCUCGUCACUGCGCUCAAGGUGGCGCUCGGGCCAUGCUCUGGUCUGACCUCGGAUGAUGUCGAUGUCUCCUAUCUCUCGAGGCUGAUGGAGGAGUAUAAGGCCAACGACAAGGGUUGGGAGAGGUACGCAAUGGGAGACCCAAGCCGAGGGUAUACCCGAAACCUUGUCGAUGAAGGAAACGGGAAGAGCAACUUGCUUGUCCUCGUAUGGAGCCCGGGGAAAGGAAGUCCCAUCCAUGAUCACGGCAACGCUCAUUGCCUGAUGAAGAUCCUCCGGGGGAACUUGACAGAGACGAGAUACGAGUUCCCCGACCCCGAGAAACAAGGGCCCAUGAGGGUCAAAUCAGAAUACACGCACAAGGAGAACGCCGUCGCCUACAUGGCCGACGAGCUGGGUGUCCAUCGAGUAUGGAAUAAGGGCAGCGACUUCGCUGUAUCCUUGCACCUGUAUACACCCCCCAAUGUUGCCAAGGGGGGAUGCCACAUCUUCGAUCCUGCCACCGGAAAGAGGAGCCAUGUGCUGAAGUGUGGAAAUUUUUCAGAAUAUGGUAGGCGACUGAAGGAAGCAAAGGGAAUGUGA
Molecule: messenger RNA, 663 nt
Organism: Phialemonium atrogriseum
Lineage: Eukaryota; Fungi; Ascomycota; Sordariomycetes; Cephalothecales; Cephalothecaceae
Product: RmlC-like cupin domain-containing protein
Exons: 3
Coding region: 1-663 (220 amino acids)
Biological process (GO): L-cysteine catabolic process
Molecular function (GO): cysteine dioxygenase activity; ferrous iron binding
Source: RefSeq, a predicted model, not a curated record